AUCUUGAUAUGUUUUUUCUUUACGUUGACUCAGUCAGUUUAGACACAGCUGCUUGUGCUCAGAAACCUAACGAGAGCAUCUAUCGUGCUGUAACCCAGACCCCCGAGGGAGGAUUAUCUGUUUAUUAUAAAGGGAAAGAUAAGAGUUCAUUUCAAACCUGGUGUGCAUGGUAUUCAUAUAAUUCACAACUUUAUGAUUAUGGAAUAGAACGCUACAUGGGAUUGUCGAGAGGAUGUCAAUCCAUUGAUAGUUAUCAGAGAUUCAUUUUCGGUAGGUUUUUGUUAAAUCUUUUCUAAGACUUCUAAUGUCUGAAGAAGUUGUUGCCUGGAGUUUUAUAUUAAAUGAAAUACAGUAAUAUGCUAUAUCUUUUCUUUUUACUCAAUCUGUUCAUUUGCUUCUGGUCUAUGAUCUAAAGUGAAUAUCCAUAGGCUACAUAUACAUGAGUAAACACACAACAAAGUAAGAAAGCGCAAAUUAAGCAUUGGAAAUUGACGAAGUUUAAAGGUGAUGUAAAGUCCGUAAUGUAAAGAAACGCUUUGUUUACUUUUUGAACUCAGUGUUACGGUUGUAUGAAUGUUUAAAACUUUUCUGGUUCGCUAUAGCCUAUAUGCUUGUAAAUGAGUACAGACUAGAGAUUCAAUUCAAGAAGGUCGGAAAUUGCGAAAUAUUAAUAACAUCCCAAUGCUCGGUUCGCGACCAUUGGAAUUAAUGUAGGCGUGCGCAGAACUUAUGUGCAGAACCGACUGUCAUGAUUUCUUUUGUAUUAUCCCAUCAAUUAUUAUGAGAUUUUUUUUUAAUUAACUUCGCCAGAAAGUCUUAACAGUUAUUACAAAGUAAUAAUUUAACGGAUUAACUAAAUUGACUGUAUGGCAGGGGUAUUCGCAACAGCGACUAGCCAAUAACUGAGAGUAACAAAUACCAUGUUUAUAAAUUUGUGUAGCAAUGUACGAGGUGUAUUUUUAUUUAAAAUUUAUAUAAAUUUUCAUUUAUCACUAACUCGUAGAAGAAAGUUAUAGAGAUUAAAAACGGAUUAAAAACAUUGUUAAAAGAGAAUUUAUUAGCUAAACAUCUUGGUAAAUCUAAAUUGUGAGUAUCAGAUCAACGACGUAAAUAGUAAAAUUGCUAAAAAAAACUGGAAUAAUUAUAAUAUAUAGAUUUGAAAAUGCUUAAUUAAACAUCUAUAUUACACUCUAAUUUACCAAAACAUUAAUUAUGGGCUAAUGAGUUGGGGUAACACCUAUACAACAAAGCUUAAUAAAGUACGAACAUGUCAAAAUAAAUGUAUAAAGAAUCCAAAAAAGAAAGUGCAGUUGUAGACAUUAUAGAUGAAUUUACUUUCCAUAAAAGCUAGACAAUGUUUUUUCAAAUUGAAAAUACUGUAGCCACAUUUAUCUACAAAAUUAUAAAUCAAGAUAAAAAUAUCCCAAUGAUAUUUACAAAUACCAUUUCUAGUGCAUCUACUCAACACUCUUAUUCUACUAGAUUCGCUGAAAAGUCUUUACGUACUGUUUAAUAAACGAGCAGGAGUGUUUUAUUCAUAGGGUUUUAUUAGGUUUAAGGCCACGAGCGCGUAGCGCGAGUGGCUUUAGGCCUAAUAAAACACGUCCUGCGAGUUUAUUAAACGGCUUCAAACACGACUACAAAUUCAAUAGAAAUAGGCCGUAUUCUGUGGCCAAUUAUCGUUCAGUUCCGCUGCCCCCAUUCGGGACCUACUUUUAGUUUACAUAAAUCUAUAGUUUUUGAUACGCUGAGUACGAAUUCACUUGUUGUCACUCGCACAGACCCGCAGUUUUUUUGUAUUGUACGAUCAAACAUCAACAUUUUUUAUUAAAAUUUCCGCCAUUUUGUUCAGGAAACUUCAUGUUAUAUACAGUUGUUGUACUAGUCCAAGUCUCUUAGCAGGGGGGUUGCACGCGGUAUUACGCAGUUUGUUAUCAUUCCUCUGAGAAAAAUAUACAGAAAUACCAAUACACCAAUACAUGGUGGUCAAGUUUGCAACUUACAGUGGAUUGCUUGCACCAAAGACAUGUGGUUUAAGUAAUGAUUAUAGUUGCGCAGUUGAUGUAACAUGUCUUGUUAAGAAACAAUGUGAUGGUCUACAUGAGUGUAAUUUAACUGUGGAUGACAAUUUGUUCUCUGGUGAUUUAUGUCCUGGAUUGUCAAGCUAUCUUCACUUUGAAUAUCAAUGUGUUCAUCCUGUGAAACCUUUUAAUGAACUUUGUGGUAUGCAUGGGUAUAAGUAUUAGUAGUGAUAGACCCCACUCUGGAGACCAAAGGGAUGCUGCCAGUGGCGUCACAAUAGCGUCGCCAAGUUGCGUUACAAUUAGGAUGCGUUACAUGGUUAUACGUUACCUGUCACAGAACUCAGUCCCGUUACCAUACGUCGUCUUAGGAUGCGUUACACGGUCACGUCACAAUACGUCACCAAAUUAAGGUCGUGUCACCAAGUCACUUUACCGAUUUACAUCAAUCGUAAAAUGUAACUUUUUCAUAAUAAUUUUUUUGACAAAUUUGUGAUAAAACUGAUAGUUUGCCUCACAAAUGUAUGAAAUAGAAGUAACUUUUUAAAAUCUACAGUUAGCUCAGUUGAUAGAGCAAAGGACUGUAGUUAUUACCAAAAUCAGUAUUCCUUGGGACACCUGUUCGACCCCGGUGCGGUAAAACAUUUUUGCCUGCCAGCCACAUAAGACGUUAUCCCACUCCGUCCGUGUUCGUCAGGAGUUAGUUUGAAGCGGACGUCAGCUAAUCUACGCAAUUCUAACAUAUUUUGUCUAAAUUUGUAAUUGUUAUGAAAGUUUCGUCACCUAUAACCUGAAGAUGGAGGCAAACUAUCAGUUUUAUCACAAAUUUGUCGGAAACCAAUUAUGAAUAAUUUACAUUUUGUGAUUGAUGUAAAUCGUGACUUGGUGACACGACCUUUGGUGACUUAUGGUAAAGAAGACUGAGUUCUGUGACAGGUAACGUAACCAUGUAACGCAUCCUAAUGGCAACUCAACUUGGUAACGCGACGCUACAGUGACGCCAUUCCAUGGCGGCAUCCCUUUGGCCUCCAGAAUGGGGUCUAUUACUACUAGUAUUGUUCUAUUCAUGGUUGUAGUUUCAAUAAACUUUUCUUAAGAACCCAUAGUGUUCUAAAAUGUCCAACCACGAUUUUGCACAUACUUGUUAUGUGCAUGUUACCCACAUAUAAAAAUAUCCAUUUUAAAGCCUUAUAUGGCAAAAUAACCAAUAACUUUGUUCUUUUCAUGUGUUUUGUAGUUCAUGACGUGUCUCUAUCAUAUUCGUCUGUACCUUACGAAGGUGUUAUACAAAUUACCACUGAUAAUGGGACUAAGAAUGUUUGUUGGCAAAGUUUACAACAAGAUGGCAGGGCCAUGCAUAUUGUUUGUAGUCAGCUGGGAUACGAUGCCGCACAUUCUCUUGUAAAUAUAUCCACUCCAACGGAUGCCAAAAAUGAAACCUUUUCUGGAAGUAUAAACUGUAAUAGUGAAAGCACUUACUUAUCCCAGUGUUCAAUUAAUACUUCGGCCAGCGAAAGUUGCCCUGAGUUAUCGUACAUACAAUGUAAGUUUGUUAAGAUGAAACGAAUAGAAUGCAGCGGUAAAAUAAUUUAGGAAAGAACAUAAAAGAAAUUGAAAAGCAAAUAAUUAGAGGAACAAUGAAAGAACAACCUCAAUCUCAUCGUUCAUCAAAAACAAAUGACCUAACUUUUUAUUUCCAUAUUUAGGUGAUCCCUGGGUGGAUACUCCAUCAUAUUAUUAUAAACCACUGUUACAAGACAGGCGAAGAUUCCCUGAUUCAUCAUUUAGUGCGUCUGCUUCUUCCGGAGGUCACAGUGAUUUUGAUGCAAGGAUAUCUAGUGGUAAUUCUUGGUGUGCAGACAACUGAACAAAAUGGCGUCAUUAUCAAUUAUACAGCGUGUGUUUCACAUUCAGAAAAUGGUCCGUACUUUCAGACAUUCACUACAAGUGAAAGGAAGUGGCUCGUCGGAAAUUUGAAUACAUCAACAAAAUAUUUUGUUCGUGUUCUUGCAAGUACUAAAGUUGGUCAUGGAACCUACAGUGAAAGUGAAGGAUUUUUUACGAAUGGAAGUAAGUACAAACACAUGUCGUAUGCCGUAUAUAUCGCUAUUUUCCGGUUUGUGCAUGAUCCUAAGAAAAUGUCUGUUCUGAACUUUAUAUUUACAAUUUGGUUAAGUACUAUUUAAAACACGAGUAGGAGUGUUUUAUCAGAUAUAAACGCGAGGCGCAGCCGAGCGUUUUAUGUCUGAUAAAACACGACAACGAAUGUUUUGAACAGCUUAAAAUACGACUACAAAAGAACACUAAUUAGGAUGAACUAUUAUAUGUAAUCAUACUAUUAAUGAGGAUGAACAAUUAUAUAAUGCCACAUGCUUUAUCAAAUAUAUAGUCACUCCACGUGACAUAUUAUGACUGACAUUAUUUGUGAAUUAUUAAUGAGUAUUUUAAGUACUGUUUAAUAAACGAGCAGGAGUGUUUUAUUAGGUUUAACCUAAUAAAACACGACCUGCGAGUUUAUUAAACGGCUUCAAAUACGACUACAAAUUCAAUAGAUAUACUGCCUUAUUAUUCCUCUUUAUAUAAAGAAUACUAUUGAGGACACGACUACAAUCGAUACUGCCUUAUUAUUAUUCUUUAUCUAAAGAAUACUAAUGAGGACACGACUACAAUAGAUGCUGCCUUAUUAGUAUUCUUUAUAUAAAGAAUACUAGUUAGGAGUGUUUUAUCAGGUUUAAAGCCACUGCGCGUGACAUAUUAUGGUUGACAUCAUUUGCCAAUAAGCUUAUGAAUUAUUGAGUGUUUGAAGUCAUUUUAUGUCGUUUUAGAGUUGUUUGCAUUUAGGACAUAAAAAAAGAUAAGGUAGACAACGUCACUGCCGCCAAAUCUGAAUAAAGAUCUAUAUUUACGUUUUGACAUAUCAAAACGUAAAUAUAUGAUAAUAGUUCACUUUUCUCUACAGGACCGGCUGAGAAGGCCAUAGCUAAAACAUCAAGUACACUCACAUUUUCAUUGAAAAUUCCAUCAAAAACGUUUGUGUAAGUAUGUUAAUAUUUGACUCUCUGAUGGUGUUGCAGAUAAAUAGUUGGUAUAAUAUAUCAUUUGGUUCACAUGAAGAAGGCAAAUUUCGGUUUAUAGAUAUUUCUACGUGGUGGCUUUGAAAUUAAAGGACGGCAAAGAACCUGCAUCAUCUGACAGUUAUGAGAACAAUGAGUUAGUGACGUACGGCGAGGCAGAAAACUCAACCAAUCCGAAACCUUAUAUUGCUGCAGUAGUUGCAUCCAGCGUUGUUGAUGGAAACAUGUUUGUACUUGGUGAUGGCAGAAAUACAAGUAAUUCAACUUCACGAAAACGAAGGUCACCUACAAGUGAUUAUUUUAAUGGACCGUUGGAGCCUGGCACUAGUUAUAGUGUUUUUCAAAGAAUUAUUAUCAAUGAAAUGGUAUGGUAUUGGGGUGGGGGCAGCAAACGUUUUGGGCAUUGCCCAAUAAGUCCAGGAAAACGAAAGGCGGAAAGGGCAAAUUGAAGCUUGUUAUAUAAUUGGGCAAAUCUCAGAUAAACCCGAAUGAGUUAUACCCGAAUGUAAAACCAAGAAGGUCUCUUUUAUGACCUUUGGCUACAAUUCAAGUUUUCAAUCCUAGUUUAUCAACAGUCCUGACUGUUUUACACUUAUUUGUGGCGAAAAAUUGAGGAAUUGUACGUUUUAUAUCGAAAAUGAUAAAAAUUUUGAGGUGCGUUUUGAGGACGUUUUGAAGAAAAUGCCGCCCGUCAACAUCGAAAAAAGCACUUUAAAACAUUUCUACCAUUCCAAAACUUGAUUUGUAAUUAAAGUCCUGGUAUUCUUGUUGAUUUUGAGCUUUUAGUCUUUGCUUUGAACGAUGACGAUAAAACUGGAAAAUAUCGAUGUUUUCAUAAUUGUAUUAUUCUCGUAAUUUUCCGCUGAUCCUGAACAACGCGGCUUUACAUCCGGGAAUGAGAAUUUACAUACGGACAACGAGAUGUAUAGCAAUAUUUAAUAAUUAUUCGUCGAAGGCGAGGUGAUUAUCGGGGAAUAUUCGCCGAGACGAAGUCGAGGUGAAUAUUCCCCGAUAAUCACCGAGCCUGAGGCGAAUAAUUGUUUUAGCACUUUUACACAAGCCUUUUGUGUUUUUGGGACUGAAUAUAUAUUUUAAUUUCGCUUAUUUCCACAAAACGGCUAGCCGCCAUUUUGAAAAUUUCGGUUUUAUAUUCACCUAUAGGUGAAUAUAACGGCUUAAUACGUCAAAUUUGACCAAUCAACGUGUAGGAUUUGUUAUGUUCACUUGUGCAAAAAUACUAAUAGUCUGUGUUAUUUCCCCCUUAUAAGAAGCUUCAAUUUCAACGCGAAUUUCAACUUUCAAUUUGUUCGCGUCAGUUGUAAAUUGCUCAGAGCAAUCUGCCUUUCAUAAUUGCAAUAUUGUAGGACAAUAUUGCAAUGUUUCUCGCGAUAGAACAUCCGAUUUCACUGUAACAGAGAAAUAAAUUAUCGCCUUUAAUAUAGGGUGAAUAUUACUCCACAGCCUGGAGUCCUCCUUCAAAAACGAGUGAAAAUACAGGUAUAUUUCUUCCAUGUAAUUUGAUAAUUAUUAGAUUAAAUAAGUAAGUUUAAGUCGUGAUAAAUUUACAGUGACAGUAUUUUGUCACAGUUAUUAUUAAAUAGACCUACAUGCCGGUAAUAUUGCUUACCCAACUUUAUUGGUUAAUAUCAGACAUAUCAGUUUUUUACAAUAUGUGAUUUCAGAGAUUGAACUAAACUUUGUCUUUGAUGAUGUCAACACAAUAUAAACCAACUUCUUUUACACAAUGUAAAAUACCAUAUAACACGGACCAAUUUAUGUCAAAAUUUACAACUUUAAGAAUCAAUGAGAAUAAUAUAAGAAGAUAUAACCAGAUUUUUGGAAAAAAAAAGAAAUCUUCUUAUAUAAUAUAAAAUAUAUAAUAAAAACUAAUAUAAGAAAAUUUGCCGACCCUGUACUAGGUUCGUCUAGUUAAAGCGCAGAUUAACAAGCGAAAACCACUUGUGAAUUAUUUAAUACAUGAUGAUCUUCUUAAUCGUUUCAAAUUUCAGAUCAAGUUCCAGGUGACGUUUCAGACACGGACGACACUGAUGGUUUUGAAAAGUAUCUUGUUGCAAUUAUAAUAGCAUCAACAAUAUUGCUGGUCAUUUUAUGUGUUAUUGCAUAUUGUAUUUAUCAAUCUCGUCGACUCAAAUCAAACACCGACGACGUCCACCAUUUGCCUAGUUCACAACAUGAUGAUAUCGGCAAUUAUGAGCAAGUACACAAUGAAGAGUCGAUGUAUAUUGCUCUCAAAAGCCCUGGGGAAGUUAAUGAUGAUCAUUGCUAUGGUCAUUUAAAUCCGGAUGUACAAAAUGUGCACGUAGAUCAGGAGGAAACUGGAAUUUAAUUUCGUAUCAAUGCAAUUUAGAAAAAAAGGGGAUUUUUCGAGCAACUUUUCAUGAUAAUAUGAGCAGCUUUUUUGGAAAUUUUAAUCAGCUUGUGGACAGACCUAUAUAUACCAAGAAUUGUUGAAGUGUUACUUAGAUUAUGCUUUUCCCUCCGCAGACGUUUCAAACUUUCCGUAAUUUCCGUGUUUUUCCGCCCAUAAACACCGGUACCUUACGGAAUUUACGGAAAGUUGAAAAUCUCCGGAGGAGAGAGACUUGAUGUGUGUAAACUUUUAAAAACACAACUAUAUUACUUAGGGGCUGUUUGUGGCGAACCUUUUCAGUUGCAGAUUAAUUGUUGGGAAUAAGGAUUGGUAAUAAGCACUAAUUGAUUGAAGCCGAGUUGAAACAAUAUGUUUGGUGGACUCGAGCUAGACUGCCAAUCAUUGGCAGUCCAGAAAACAGACUAUUUGCCAAAAGUCGCAGUCAAUAAGUAUUUCAUUAUAUAUUAACUAUACCAAGUCUCAAAGAAAACAGCAAACAGAAAGAAACGCGAAACAUCCAUAAUUUUUGCCCUUGCAUAAUUUUGACGGUAUUAUCAUUCACCCGCGGUGAAUAAUAGCACUCAGAGCUGUUGCCAGGAGACAGAUAAAAGAAAACACCAACUUUGACAUUUACUAUAUAAUAAUAGGGAUUGGGAAUAAGGAUCGGAAUGAUGGUUUUGGGAAUAAGGUGUGGGGAAUGAUUUGGAGAAUUUUAUAUGAUCAGCUGUAAGAGUGAUAGUGUACGGGAUGAAACCCGUUAGGUAUACUUGUGGGCGUAUUAAGAUGGCUACGAAUGAGUUUAAAUAUGCUAUGCCAGGAAUAUAUCAUUCCCUCAGUCUCGUCUAUCUUUAUAGAAAGCCCUGGAAACGAGAUUGGACCUGUGAGCUGUAUAUGUACUGGAAUAAGAACUUCACUCAUUCGGCCUACGAGAAAAGGGAAGAAAAUAUGGCGGAUUUUGACAUCCAAAAUCUAUGAAGUUCUUAUAACUCUUUUGCAGCAGGG
Paramuricea clavata is the source of this 8468-nucleotide messenger RNA. The record is from the annotation of a GenBank genome assembly. Lineage: Eukaryota; Metazoa; Cnidaria; Anthozoa; Malacalcyonacea; Plexauridae.